Penicillium maclennaniae is the source of this 1497-nucleotide messenger RNA. It is a transcript of the gene pigc, whose product is annotated as phosphatidylinositol N-acetylglucosaminyltransferase. Gene Ontology annotation, cellular component: membrane; glycosylphosphatidylinositol-N-acetylglucosaminyltransferase (GPI-GnT) complex. The record is from RefSeq and is a predicted model, not a curated record. The coding region runs from base 1 to 1497 and encodes 498 amino acids. Gene Ontology annotation, biological process: GPI anchor biosynthetic process. The transcript is spliced from 2 exons. Lineage: Eukaryota; Fungi; Ascomycota; Eurotiomycetes; Eurotiales; Aspergillaceae.
AUGACUCCCCCACCCUCAUCGCGGUUUCCGUUGCCCCCACCCAUUCCCGUCGACACACACCCCUAUCGAGCCCCGGGGUCCAACGCUCCUGAACAGGAGCGCAUCCCCGAUCCCAACCGCCUCGCGCCCGAAGAUGCAUACUUUGGGCCAUCCUUGUCAAGGAUUCGCUCGGCGCCUGUGAGUUAUGAUGAGAAUUUGCGCUCGUUAAAUAGUGAUGGGACAGUAUCUACGUUACGGCCUCCACGUGGGGUGCUUGGCGGCGUUUCGAGUCAGAAAGAUGUGAGGAAAUUAGGUGGUGGACGUCGGAGACGGAAGGGUGCUUGGAAAAAGCUUCUGUGGGUGAAACAGUCUUAUCCCGACAACUACACCGAUACGGAGACCUUUCUCGACCAUCUUCAAAGAAACCCGCGAGUCCGACCGUACGACUUCUGGCCACUGGUUGCAGACUCAACCGUUAUUGUGCAACAUGUCUGUUCGGUCGUCAUAUUCGUUUGCUGUUUUGUCGGCAUCGUUCAAGACCGCGUGAGCCCAGUCUCGAUAGUCUGCUGGGGGAGUGUUGGAACUGCCAUGGGCUGGAUUCUUUGGGACAAUUGGAUCUGGAUUGAGCAAAAAGAACUGUCUCAAGGGACGAAUGGUGUCCUUGGUGACGAUGGCUCUAGUUCAAGCUCCAUGACAAGCGCUGUCAACGCGUCCGGCAAUGACACUCAAGCAAAUGGCACAGACGAAAAUGCAAUCCAUGGUCUUGGGUUGACCAUGGCAGGUAACGAGUCCAAAGAGCAUAUGCCCCAGCGGAGUCCCGAGUUGAAUGGCCUGCUGAACCCUUCUUCCCACGCUGGAGCUUCAACUCCUUCCAGUGCGAUGGGUGGCAGCGACGAGUCUCAGAUUGACCGUUCCUCCUUAUUCUCGUCACGCAACCGCCAACGACUAUCGACGGUCAAGUCGGCAUUUUUGAUCUACUUUUCCUUGCUGGGACUUAGUCCUGUUCUCAAAUCCCUUACCAAGUCUACCGCCAGCGACUCUAUCUGGGCGAUGAGUUGCUGGCUCUUAAUCAUGAACAUAUUUUCCUUUGACUACGGACGUGGUGAAGGCGCAGGCGCCACCAAGUUCCCAGCUUCUCUUUCGACCAACGCGGCCGUGAUGGCCUCAACGGUACUCGCGUCUCGUUUACCAUCAACUACCCAUGUAUUCAGUCUGAUGUUGUUCUCCAUGGAAGUUUUCGGGUUGUUCCCCAUUUUCCGUCGCCAACUGCGGCAAAAGUCGUGGACAGGCCAUGUUCUUCUUUCCCUCGCUCUAGUCAUCAUUGCUGGAGGCGCAGUUGGCAUGACUCUAAGUGGUGGAUGGGCAUCCGCCAUAAUUGGGUCCGUCCUUGGCAGUAUCCUGACUGCACUCACAUUGGGAGGCUGCAGCUGGUGGCUCAUCAGCCUGCAGAAGUAUAAGAAUGUGGUCAUCGGUCCAUGGGAUCCAGCGCGUCCCAUUAUUCGACGGCACUGGAACUAA